Closterium sp. Naga37s-1 is the source of this 477-nucleotide messenger RNA. The record is from the annotation of a GenBank genome assembly. Lineage: Eukaryota; Viridiplantae; Streptophyta; Zygnematophyceae; Desmidiales; Closteriaceae.
AUGGAGAUAGUGCAAAAUGUGAUGCUGGCCCUUGCUCUCCGUCCAUCCCCAGCAUUCAAGCCCGCUGCCAUCUGCAUGCUGAAAUGCCCUCUUUGCCUCCCCUCCCUCACCUCCCUCAGCUCUCUCACCUUCAUCGCCUCUCUCCUCUCCAUCUCACCUCCCUCACCUCUCGCACCUUCGUCGCCUCUCUCCUCCCCAUCUCACCUCCCUCACCUCUUACCUCUCUCCUCUCUAUCUCACCUCUCUCACCUCUCACCUCUCUCACCUCUCUCACCUCUCUCACCUCUCUCACCUCUUACCUCUCUCACCUCCCUCACGUACUUUUCUGUGCAGCUUCCCUCCCGCCUCCCAUCAGUUGGAACGGCCCCAACCCACGGGCAGGUGGGGGUGCCGCCAGUGCAAGUGGCCAUGGCUGUCGAUGUCGAUGCUGCUGAGCUGGCAGUCGCAAUCUCCCGACUCCAUUUGUCUGUCGGAUGA